CUUCAUUGCCUCACUCACUCACUCAUUCAUGAGCCCUCUUCUGCGAUGAGAGUAUCCCUUUCUCUUUGAAUUACACGCCUGAGCUGUUUAGGAGCUCUUUAUCAACUCAAAGAGCCUUUUAUUGACAUUAUCUUUAACAAUUCAUUCUUGAAUUCGGCUCGCUCGUUCCGUGGACAUCCAUAAAUACUGCACAGUUUCCCUAACCACCUCUUCCUCUCAUCAACUCAUCAACCCAUCAUCUAUCAUUCCAUUUUCAUUCGACAAUGGCAUCAUUCUUUGACCGCAUGGAAGGCGAAGGGCUCACUGAGUCUGAAAAGUCAAUUUUCGACGUAUUCAGAGCAAGCCUCCAAUUUCCUGAUGCACCCGAUGUCCUGGCCCAGAGGCUAUCGGACGAUAUCGUCUUCUUCUGUAACUCAGCCGAAGCAGACGAAGACCCCGAAGCAAUCCUCGGGUGGGCUUGGGACAUGAUGUUCGAAAUGAUCACUUAUAUUCCGCCGCACCACGUGUGGCAAGACAUCUGGGUCGACGCCCUGAAAAUUCUCAAGAGCCGCGAGAACCUGCCCGCUCGGGGCGAUAACGCAAAGGAGCUUUCGUGGAAAGAGCUCCCCGAUUUCAGUAUGAAACAGAGAGAGAAUCUAGAUCGUUACAGCGACGACUACACGAGAUGGACGAAUCUAUGCUCCUUUUUCGCCAAACUAUACGCUUCUGGUGUCACAGAUACGCCUCAUUACGUGGUAUGGGACUUGCGCUACACGCUGGAGAAAUACGACAGCAGCGCAACUGUGCCUGAGGCUAAGAUGUGGAUAUCGACCGAGUGGAUAAUCCGCUGCGCAGAAAAAGUCCUCGAAUACUUGAAACAAUCCGAUGAGCCAGAAGGAGAGACCGAGCAGGCUUUCUGGAGCUUUGGCGAGGCAUACGCCGAGAAGGGGAAAGAGGGAGUUGGUCUGCUGAGUGUUGAGCGCUGGAAUCUGUGGAAGAAGUGGCUCUCGGAGAAGAAAGAGAACCUCUCCAAAAACGAAGGUGGUCUUGCUGAUCCUCUAACGCUUGCGCGAGUUUCUGAAGCUUUGCAGAAGAUGAACGAGGCGGAGAGCAAAAUGGCUGCUUUCUAAGCUUGAUCUGUACGUGAUACUCACCAUAAGCGCGUCGGCGGGCCGAAGCGCAGGCUUCAGGCGUACUUGCUCAUCUGUCUAAGGAGUUUAAAAGUUUU
Molecule: messenger RNA, 1207 nt
Organism: Xylaria bambusicola
Lineage: Eukaryota; Fungi; Ascomycota; Sordariomycetes; Xylariales; Xylariaceae
Exons: 3
Coding region: 264-1109 (281 amino acids)
Source: RefSeq, a predicted model, not a curated record